ACAAUUCCACUCAACUCACUGCGGUGGGACCCAUUCAUUCCCCGUCCCAUCGCCUGCAAAAGGCGCCGCGAGUACCACCAAACCGCACCCCUCCCCGGGCUCCGAUCCGACCGCCGUCGCAUUCCCCGCCGCCGUCUCGGCGCCCGUGGCGGCAUCGCGUGCAGGGAGAGGGAGGACCGGCCCGCCCGCCCGCCCGCAGCCAUGCCCAGCUCGCCCAAGGUUUUCUUCGCCUCCGCCUCCACCUCCUCCCGCCGCGCCGGGGCGCUCCUCCGGCUGCUCUCCUCGCCGGCCUUCUCCGCCGUCUGCCUCCUCUUCGGCCUCGCGGGGUUCCUCUCUGCCGCCCUCGUCGCCUUCUCCCGCAGCGCGCCAGCCGCUGCGCGCUGCCCGGACUCCUCCCACCCGCUCUCCGUCUCCGUCGCGUGGGACCGGAGGCCCGGGGAUGGCGCCGGCGGCGCGGGGGCCACCAUGCUCCCGGCCUUGCUUGCCACUGGAUCGCGCGGGAGGCACAAGGUCAUGGCCUUCGUCGGGAUCUUCACGGGGUUCGGCUCCAUCGGGAGGCGGCGCGCGCUGCGGCGGACGUGGCUCCCCGCGGAUCGCCAAGGUCUACUUCGAUUGGAGGAAGCUACAGGUCUGGCAUUCCGGUUCGUGAUUGGGAAAAGCAAUUCCAAGAAUAAGAUGGCCUCUCUUGAAAGAGAGGUUGAAGAAUAUGAUGAUUUUGUGCUUUUAGAUCUUGAGGAGGAGUAUAGCAGGCUCCCAUACAAAACGUUAGCCUUCUUUAAGGCUGCCUAUGCAUUGUUCGAUUCUGAUUUCUAUGUCAAAGCUGAUGAUGACAUUUACUUGAGACCAGAUAGACUUUCCUUGCUUUUGGCUAAGGAGCGGUCGCAUCCACAAACGUAUAUCGGAUGCAUGAAGAAGGGACCUGUUUUUACUGAUCCAAAGUUGAAAUGGUAUGAGCCACAAUCCUACUUACUUGGAUCGGAAUACUUCCUUCAUGCAUAUGGGCCUAUUUAUGCUUUGUCAGCUGACGUAGUGGCAAGCUUGGUUGCAUUGAGAAACAACAGUUUCCGUAUGUUCAACAAUGAGGAUGUUACUAUUGGAUCCUGGAUGCUUGCUAUGAAUGUCAACCAUGAGAACACGCAUUCACUUUGUGAACCUGACUGCACAGAGUCCUCAAUUGCUGUUUGGGAUAUUCCAAAAUGCUCAGGUCUAUGCCACCCAGAGGUAAAGAUGCUAGAGCUUCAUCAAAGAAAAGAAUGUACAGGUGGUCCAGCUGAGGUAGCUGAGGUGUCAGAGGACCGAUGAGUUCUUUGUUUGGACACUAUGGAUCGGCUGGCAUGAUGACAGCAUAGUUGACCUCUGCUCGUACUAAAAAAGAACUGUAGGAGUAUUAUCUGGAAUCAUCAGGUACAAUCAUUGCAGGGGUGGGGGGGGGGGUACCAUUGAAGAAACCUAUACAGGCAACUGGCGUGUUUCAGACGUCAUUGAAGCCCAGCACUAUAGCACGACAUUUAAGUUUUACAUUCUUGUUUGCUCUUUACUAGGGCACCAUGAUCGUCAUUUGGAAUGCGCAUCCUGUCUUGUAGCAAAAGAAAUUUUGGUUGUAUAGAAUGCAUUACCAGUUGACAUACCAUACACCAUUUCUGCCGUGACUGUAAAAUUAGCGCUUUCUGAUUUACAAUUGUUGGCGUUGCUGUUUCUGCUA
Molecule: messenger RNA, 1702 nt
Organism: Phragmites australis (common reed)
Lineage: Eukaryota; Viridiplantae; Streptophyta; Magnoliopsida; Poales; Poaceae
Product: probable beta-1,3-galactosyltransferase 14
Exons: 7
Coding region: 202-1302 (366 amino acids)
Cellular component (GO): Golgi membrane
Molecular function (GO): hexosyltransferase activity
Source: RefSeq, a predicted model, not a curated record